UGAGCAGACGUUUUUCUGAGCACUAGCUAUUUCGAGCUUUACAACGAUAUAUCAAUGUAUGAUUUUCUUGCAGUACGUGGCUUCCUUAUAUGCGCUAGACCUUUCGCACUCUUCGUCCUGUGACGUUGCCAGGGUGAAUGCUACGUGUUUGUUCAAGUUGCUCCUUGGGGAACCUACUAUAUCGUCGCUUGAAUGCCUCAACUGCCUUCACCGGAUUGUAUCCUGUAUCUUGCUAUUAGGUACCACAACCACAUCAGUCCAUGAUUCAUCAGUCCAGUGUGUUCUUGUCUUCGUUACAAACCGGUCUAGUACUACUACCCAACCCAUCUAUAAGGUUAUGUGAAUGCCAGAUCCCAUGAAUUCCAAUAUACCUGCCUCGUUAAUCCCGCAGGGCAAAGGAUUCAUAAAGCCGGGCGGGAACUGCAACCAAUAUCCAAAGGUCCAGGUGUUUCCCCCUGGCCGCCAGACAAGAUACAGGAUGCCAACCAACACAUCAUACAGGAGCCAC
Molecule: messenger RNA, 508 nt
Organism: Canariomyces notabilis
Lineage: Eukaryota; Fungi; Ascomycota; Sordariomycetes; Sordariales; Chaetomiaceae
Exons: 1
Coding region: 59-343 (94 amino acids)
Source: RefSeq, a predicted model, not a curated record